AGGGCCCCACUGCGCCCACCGCCCGCGCACGCCCGCGCGCGGCGGCCGCGCGCGGUGGGCGAGGGGCACGGCCGCGACAUGGGCAAGGCCCUCUCGCGGGACCCGGCGAGGGCGGCGGGCUGGCCGGAGGCGGCCUGCGCCCCAGCCGCGUGCGCGGUGGCCCCGCUGCAGCCCGUCGUGCCGGGCGCCUGCGCCGUCGGCGGUGGCUCGAGCGGCAGCCAGGACCUCUUCGUCCGCCGGUGGCAGCGCCGCCCGGGCGCGGAGCUCCCCGCCCCGCAGUGCGGCGACCUCGCGCUCCGCGAGGCGGACGAGGGCGUACCCGCGGAGGUCGAGAUCAACGCCGAAAUCGAGGCGGAGAUCGCCAAGCGACGGCCGCAGACGGCGGAGGAGGCGCGGCAGUGCGCCGGGACGCCGGCGGGCGGCCACGUGCUCCUCGAGGCUGCGGCUGCGACCCCCGGCGCCUUGGGCACGACGUCCGCCGUGUCGCUGUCCACGGGCAGCUGCGAGUUGGUGGAGGAUCCAGCUCUCGACAAGCAGGCCUUGGAGAUCGAGGCGGAG
This is a messenger RNA of Prorocentrum cordatum, 558 nucleotides long. The record is from the annotation of a GenBank genome assembly. NCBI's taxonomy places the organism in Eukaryota, Dinophyceae, Prorocentrales, Prorocentraceae.